CCAAUUGCAGAUGGAGGAGGGCAGACAGCUCAACAGUGGGUGCAUUCGUCGCAGAAGUUGGGUGCCACGUAUGGCAUUCUUUACAUGUCUUUAUUUUAAAUUCUGUAGAAAGAGAGAGUGAAAUUGAAGUUAUCUCAUCCACUUCUCAUGAGUAAGUGCUGUUAUCUAUAAGUAUGAUCUUGUUUUCUCUCUGCUCGUUAUUGGCAUCACUGUUUGUGUUGGUCACUGGGGGAAAACUGCCCGAGCCCGAAGUGAAAAUUGAGGUGAUACACAAACCCUUCAUGUGUCACCGCAAGUCAAAAAACGGAGACAUGCUUCUUGUUCAUUACGAGGGAUUUCUGGAGAGUAAUGGCACCAUGUUUCAUUCCAGCCGCAAACAUGGGGAUAAAAACCCUGUGUGGCUUACCCUGGGGAUCCGAGAGGUGCUCAAGGGUUGGGAUAAGGGUCUGCAGAACAUGUGCACAGGGGAGCGCAGGAAGCUGACUGUACCUCCAUCGCUGGCAUAUGGCAAGGAAGGAAAAGGGAAAAUUCCUCCAGGCAGCACCCUCAUUUUUGACAUUGAACUCAUGGAGAUUCGAAAUGGGCCCAGGUCACACGAAUCUUUCCGCGAUAUGGAUCUAAAUGAUGACUGGAAGCUCUCCAGACUGGAGGUAAAAGAGUACUUGAAGAAGGAAUUUGAGAAACAUGGCUACUCACCCAACGACACACAUCAUGAAGUUAUGGUGGAUGACAUCUUCAAAAACGAGGAUGAAGAUAAAGAUGGGUUUAUAUCUGCCAGGGAGUUCACCUACCAGCACGAUGAACUGUAAAAGACUUUUUUUUUUUUAUCAGUUUUUUAAAAUAAUAUUUUCACACUAUUUGAACUCCACUCUCAUAUUUUUGUGACUGAACUUGAAAAUAUCAGCUCGAUGUCAUGUUAUUUUAUAUUAAAAGGACUUUUUAAUUUAUAUUUCUAUUGUACAUACACUGAAAAUGCCACCACAAAUGCAUUUAGGUCACUGUUCUGGAUUCAUUAAACUAUUAUUUUGAAAAUAAAAAAAAACUUUGUUAAUUUAUCUUUACUACGUUUAUAAUUAAUGCCCCGAAAAAGUAUAUUGUGACAUAGCUGGAAGUAGCCAUCAGGAAAAUGGCACAUUCUAGUCAUAAAAGCAUGAUAAUGGUAGGCUGUGGUGUUUAAACAAGGCUUUAUUGUAUUAUUAAGAAAACAACCUGAUCUGUUGAUGCAAGGUAUAGCCUAUAAUGUCUGAA
Molecule: messenger RNA, 1248 nt
Organism: Haplochromis burtoni (Burton's mouthbrooder)
Lineage: Eukaryota; Metazoa; Chordata; Actinopteri; Cichliformes; Cichlidae
Gene: fkbp14
Product: FKBP prolyl isomerase 14
Exons: 4
Coding region: 174-809 (211 amino acids)
Molecular function (GO): peptidyl-prolyl cis-trans isomerase activity; calcium ion binding
Source: RefSeq, a predicted model, not a curated record